Molecule: messenger RNA, 495 nt
Organism: Aspergillus nidulans FGSC A4
Lineage: Eukaryota; Fungi; Ascomycota; Eurotiomycetes; Eurotiales; Aspergillaceae
Exons: 3
Coding region: 1-495 (164 amino acids)
Source: RefSeq, a predicted model, not a curated record
AUGAUCGGCUGGUUAAUUAAGUUCGGUCACACGUUGGGAUUGAAGGGUCGACUGACCCGCCGUCAGCCCAACAUGAAUCUUUCAGUAACGGUAUUCGCUUCAGUGUCAGAUCUCUCACCAACUCUUUCGCGUAUCCUUCCUACACUGCAUGCACAUCGUCUCGGAAUAUCGCUCUAUGACUGCCAGUUCGACUCAGAAAGUGGUGAUCGGGUGCCGAUUCCUGAUCAAGUUAUCGAUAGUGUGGUUGCAGCCCUUAUCAGAUUCAAGCUAGUGUGCAUGGAUCUGGGAGUACAGGAACAGAACAUUCAGGUUGUUGCCACUGAGGCAACUCGCGAGGCAAUUAAUUCAGCAGGGUUUUUUCAAGCCAUCGUAUCCAGCACUGGGCUCCAUCUGCGGCUCUUGAGGAAGGAAGAUGAAGGCCGUAUUGCAAGCGGGUUUUCUGAUAUCGAAGGGCUCAUGAUGAACCUUGGAGAAGACAGUACCCAAAUAACAUAG